AUGGGUAUUCCUAAGUUCUUCAGAUUCAUUUCUGAAAGAUGGCCACUCAUUUCUCAAUUGAUUGAUGGUAAUCAGAUACCAGAAUUUGAUAAUCUUUAUUUGGAUAUGAAUUCAAUUUUACAUACAUGUACACGUCCAAAAGAUGAAGAUGUUACCAAAAGAUUAUCUGAAGAAGAAGUUUUCAGUGCUAUAUUUGCAUACAUUGACCAUUUGUUUGAUACAAUAAAACCAAAAGAAGUGUUUUAUAUGGCAAUUGAUGGUGUUGCUCCAAGAGCUAAAAUGAAUCAACAAAGAGCAAGAAGAUUUAGAACAGCUGUUGAUGCUGAAAAAAAUUUAGAAAAAGCAAUAAAAGAAGGAACAGAGAUUCCUAAAGAUGAACCAUUCGAUUCAAAUUCUAUUACUCCAGGUACAGAAUUUAUGGCAAAAUUAACUAGAUAUUUGAAAUAUUUUAUUCAUAAAAAAGUUUCUACAGAUUCAAGAUGGCAAAAUGUUCAAAUUAUACUUUCAGGUCAUGAAGUCCCAGGUGAAGGUGAACAUAAAAUUAUGGAAUUUAUUAGAACUAAAAAAGCUUCUAAGGAUUAUAAUCCUAAUUUACGUCAUUGUAUCUAUGGGUUAGAUGCUGAUUUAAUUAUGUUGGGUUUGGUAAGUCAUGAACCACAUUUUGCUCUUUUAAGAGAAGAAGUUACUUUUGGUAGAAGACAAACACAACCGAAAACAGUUGAAGAACAAAAAUUCUAUUUAUUGCAUUUAAGUCUUGUUAGAGAAUAUUUAGAAUUAGAAUUUCAAGAUUUAAAAGAAACAAUCAGUUUUGAUUAUGAUUUUGAAAGAGUCUUGGAUGAUUUUAUUUUAAUUAUGUAUGUGAUUGGUAAUGAUUUCUUACCAAAUUUACCAGAUUUACAUUUAAACAAAGGUGCAUUCCCAUUAUUAAUCGAAACAUUUAAAGAAGCUUUAAGAAAUUUGGAUGGUUAUAUUAAUGAAUUUGGUAAAAUCAACUUGAAAAGAUUAGGUUCAUGGUUAGACAUUUUAUCUAAAUUUGAAGUUGAAAAUUUUGAACAAGUUGAAGUUGAUUUAGAAUGGUUUAAUAAGCAAUUAGAAAAUAUCUCUUUAACCGGUGAAAAGAAAAGACAAAGACAAGGUAAAUUACUUAUCAUGAAACAACAAAAAAAACUUGUUGGUAUUAUCAAACCUUGGUUAAUUAAAACAGUCUCUGUGAAACCAAAUGGACCAGUUGAAGAUGAACAAAUCCCAAGUAUUAAUCUUCCAGUUGAUGUUGUUGAAAAUAAUUUAGAUUUCCUAAAAGACUUUGCAUUUGAUACAGGUUUGAUUAUAAUUCAUUCUAAAAAUGAAAACACUUACUCAGUCAAAUUAGAUAUUGAUGGUAUUGAUCCACAUGAAACUGAAGAAGAAUUCAAUGAAAGAGUUAAUGAUACUCGUCGUAUUAUCAAAAGAUACGAAGCUGCUAUUAUCUUGGAUGCUGAAGGUGAAGAUGUUGCAGAAGAAAGACAAGUGAUUUACAAUGAAAAAUUUGAAAACUGGAAGGAUAAUUAUUACAAGGAAAAGUUAGAAUUCAGCAUCAAAGAUGAAGAUAAAUUGAGAGAAUUGACCGAAAAUUAUGUUGAAGGUUUACAAUGGGUUCUGUUCUAUUACUACAAAGGUGUUCAAUCAUGGCCAUGGUAUUAUAGAUAUCAUUAUGCACCAAGAAUUUCUGAUAUCAAGAAAGGUUUAGAUGUGAUUAUCAAUUUAGAAAAAGGUACACCAUUCCGUCCUUUUGAACAAUUGAUGGCUGUUUUACCUGCAAGAUCUCGUCAAUUGGUUCCUGCUGUAUAUAGACCAUUGAUGACUGAACCAAACUCACCAAUUAUUGACUUUUAUCCAAGUGAUGUUGAAACCGAUAUGAAUGGUAAGACAGCUGAAUGGGAAGCUGUUGUCAAAUUAUCAUUUGUUGAUCCAGAUAGAUUAAAGGAUGCUAUGAAACCACAUAAUGCAGAAUUAACUCCAGAAGAAAAACAAAGAAAUUCAUUUGGCUCAGAUAUAUUAUUCACUUUUAAUCCUCAAAUUGAUGAAGUUUAUAAAUCACCAUUGACUGGUGUUUUCACUGAUAUCGAAAACAAUCACUGUUUCGAGAGAGGAUUUCAUUUACCACCUGUCAAUGAUUCCGAUGUUAUUACAGGUCUUUGUGAAGGUGUGUUUUUAGGUAAUCAAGCAUUGGCUGGUUUCCCAACUUUACGUUCAAUUCCUUUUGAAAAUGAACUGAAAGCUGCUGGUUUAUAUAUUUUCAAUCAACCAUCUAGAUCUACUUCAAUGAUUUUGUCACAUACUGAUAUUCAUCAAGGUUUAACAGUUGAACAGUUUGCUAAGAGAUUUGUUGGAAAGGUCGUUUACACUAAAUAUCCAUAUUUAAGAGAAUCUAAAGUUGUUUCUAUUCAAGAUGGUGAAUUUGAUUACUUUCUGGUUAAAAAGGAAAAAGGUUAUAAAGUUACAUCUAGACCAAUGGACCCAGAAGAUGUGAAGCAAUACAAAGCAACUAAGGCUAAUUUUAUAAGAUCAUUUUUAUCAACUAAAGGUAUUGAAUUGAAAGAUGUACGUGCUUUGGUCAAGGUUCUACCAGUUUCUGGAUUGAAACGUACAACAAGUGGUGCAUACGUUAAAUCAUAUGCUAAAGAAGAAGAGCUUUAUCCAUUAGAACUCGUUGUUGAAAAUGUUAAAAAUAAAGAUGAAAGAUUUACAGAAAGACCACCAGUACCAAUAAAUGAAGAAUUUCCAAUAGACUCUAAAGUUAUAUUUUUGGGUGCUUAUGCUUAUGGUGGUGAAGCUACAGUUACUGGCUACCACUCUACUACUCGUUUAGAUUUAAGUGUGGUUAAGAAGUCAAUCAAAGAUGAACCAACCAUUGGUACUUCAAAGGCUGCUUUAGAGAAAAGAAGUAUGCAGUAUUAUCCAUCUUAUGAAGUUGCUAGAAUGUUGAAUUUACAAGGGUUAUUCCUUUCAAAGAUCACAUCAUCAUUUUUAAUCGAAGGUUCUAAAGGUCAACGUAUUUUCAUUGGUCUUGACUUGAAAUUCGAAGCUAGAAGAGAAAAGGUCUUGGGAUUCACUAGAAAGAGUGAAAGAGGCUGGGAAUUCAGUUCUUUAGCAAUCCAAUUGAUAACUGAUUACAGAAGACAAUUUCCAGAUGUUUUCAAUGCCAUCUCAAAGUUGGCCAGCAAGAAGAAUAUCAAUGUUGCUGAUGUUUUUGGUAACAAAGACUCAAAAGCUGUUGAUGAAAGAUUGAAGUCUUUAGCUGAUUGGUUGAAAGUUCAGAAAUCAAGUUUCAUUAGAGUAACUCUGGAGUCUGACUCUUUAUCAACUAAGAGUAUUCAAGAAAUUGAAAAUCAAAUUGAACUUUAUGCAGUUCAAGAUGAUAAAGAAGAACAUAAAAAGUUAGCUGGUGUCCCAAGAGAUGCUGUGUUGGACCCAAGUGUUUCUUUUGAUAAAUUGAAAGCACAAGCAUUCAAACUUGGUGAUAGAGUGGUCUAUGUUCAUGAUUCUGGUAAAGUUCCAUUAUUCUCUAAAGGUACAGUUAUUGCUUAUCAAAGUUUAGGAUCAAAUGUUACACUACAAGUCUUAUUUGAUAAACCAUUGAUUGGUGGUAAUAAAUUUGAUGGAAGACUUAGAACAAACCGUGCAUUGAACGUUGAUUCUUCUUUAGUUUUGAACAUUAGCAAUAAACAAUAUAUUUAUCAUUCAAAGGCAUCAUCUACCAAAACUGCAAAGAAUGGUGCAAAGACUUCAAAACCAACAUCAGGUGGCCAAACAGCUUCCAAUAAAGCAACUAAUGGUGACAACAAGAAAAAACCUGUUUCACAAAAGACCAUCAAAAGCUCUGAAGAAAAGAAACCUGUUCAAAAGAAAGACAAUGAACUUCUCUCAACACUUAAAGGUGGUCAAGAUCAAAAAGAAACCUCCAAUGAGAAAUCAAAUAAAGCUGAAUCUAAGAAAGGUAAUGAACUUUUAUCAUUACUGAAAGGAAAAAAACAAAAUGGAGAUGAUUCAACUGAUAAUGAGUCUGAAGCUCAAGAUAAUCAACAUCAUGGUUAUAACUCUAAAAAUUUACAAGCCCAUAUAUUGCAUCAAUUAAACACUUUCCCUCAAGGCUCUGGUCCUGCUCCUAUUCCAGCUGCAUUUCCACCAGGCUUCAUUCCACCAUUCCCAGGUGCAAUUCCACCACCUCCCGGUGCUUUUAAUCCACAAUUCCCAUUUGGUGGACCAAUUCCUCCUCCUCAAGGGUUUGCCCCAUUCCCACCUGGUGUUUUUCCUGCACCACCACCUCAAGGUCAACAACAAUUUGGUGGUUCAAACAUAAAUCCAUCUCAUCAACAACAAGAAUCAGCACCAUCAAAUGAAAAACAAUAUUCUCAAAAACCUGAUUCAAGAUCCCAAAGAGGUAGAGGUGGACAAAGAGGUAGAGGAAACCAAUCAGGUCGUGGUAAUCGUGGUGCUCGUGGUGGUAAUCGCGGUCGUGGUAACCAUUCAAAUGGAAAUUCUAAGAACAAUGGUUCUGCUGAAUCUGAAAAUAAAGAUUGA
This is a messenger RNA of Hansenula ciferrii, 4560 nucleotides long. Its product is annotated as chromatin-binding exonuclease XRN1. Gene Ontology annotation, molecular function: RNA binding; 5'-3' RNA exonuclease activity. Lineage: Eukaryota; Fungi; Ascomycota; Saccharomycetes; Phaffomycetales; Wickerhamomycetaceae. The record is from RefSeq and is a predicted model, not a curated record. Gene Ontology annotation, biological process: nuclear-transcribed mRNA catabolic process; rRNA catabolic process. Gene Ontology annotation, cellular component: nucleus. The coding region runs from base 1 to 4560 and encodes 1519 amino acids. The transcript has a single exon.